This is a messenger RNA of Mizuhopecten yessoensis (Yesso scallop), 2544 nucleotides long. Its product is annotated as crystal protein-like. The record is from RefSeq and is a predicted model, not a curated record. The coding region runs from base 1 to 1599 and encodes 532 amino acids. The transcript is spliced from 5 exons. Lineage: Eukaryota; Metazoa; Mollusca; Bivalvia; Pectinida; Pectinidae.
AUGACGGCAACGUUAGGGAUCCUUGUCUUGCUAGGGAGUGUUCCUGUCUGUCUGUGUGUCUACGCCGAGACUUUGUACGGCUGGGUACGGGGGCGUGUCACACCGGAAGCUAUCGUGUUCCUCGGAAUACCCUAUGCUUCACCACCGGAAAGAUGGGAACACUCCCAGCCCCCUCCCCGUUGGGUCGGUGUGUGGGAUGCGACCCAGCCCCGCCCUAUGUGUAUGCAGCCCGAGUGUGGGGCUGAUACACCCCCCGGGAUGUGCCUUUCACAGAUGUCGGAGGAUUGUCUCUACUUGAAUGUUUUUGUCCCCCUGGAUGCCCGUCCCGGGGGUAACAAGUCUGUGAUGGUCUUCAUCCACGGGGGAGCUUUUGAAUCGUACACCGGCGGCGCCGAAAUAUAUAACGGGGAACGCUUCGUAAACAAGGGUGACGUCAUACUCGUCACCUUCAACUAUAGAUUGGGGGCUUUGGGGUUCCUGGUAACCGGAAGUGAACCCGGGACCGCCGUUGGUAACUACGGGAUACGAGACCAGAGGCUUGCUAUGGAAUGGGUCAAUGGGAAUAUUCAGAACUUUGGAGGAGACCCUGGACAGGUCACGUUAUUCGGACAAAGUGCCGGUGCUACCUCAACCGCCAUCCACCUCACUUCCGGCAAUGCGGAACGUCUGUUCCAGAGGGCAAUUCUUCAGAGUGUACCGUUCAGCAUUCCGUUUAAAACGUAUGAGCAAGCUCUAGCGCAAGGCAAGAGCUUCAGUGCGGCUUUAAAUUGUUCACCUCAGGAUAAGGAGUGUCUGAAACAAAAAUCCCCUGUGGAAAUAAUUGACGCUCAGAAAAAGACGUCGACCUCGACCGGAACUCUCCUGCAGCGCUUCAUGCCCUGGAUACCACAUCUAGACGGAAACGAGGUUCCCCUUGACUUGCAAUCGGCGUUUGAGAAAGGGGUAUUCGUGAGAAAGCCUGUGGUUCUCGGUACAACAGCCAAUGAAGGCACGUCUUACAUAUACAGGUCAUUUCGGGCACCUCUCAGCAGAGGUGCGUUUUCGGCUUUGUUAUUGUUGCUGAAACCAAGAGACGCGAUGAAUCUGUUUUUAAGAUAUUAUCCAAGGAACAUGGCGGACGCACGUGAAGAAUUCUCACAACUAGCGACAGAUCUAGUUUUUACAUGCCCCACAAGAAAAAUCGCGAGGGAUCUCGAACGACGAAAUACUACAUGGCUGUACGUGUUUGACCAUUCCUGGAGAUUUCUCAACAGGAGCCGAUUUAUGCCUUACUGCAGAGACAAGGCAUGUCAUGCCGCUGAAAUACCGUUUUUGUUCCAGUCGUUACAUCGGGGUGGAUUUCAGCUAUCUAUGGAAGAACAACAAGUGGCAGAUGAACUUUUAAUUUAUUGGACAAAUUUUGCAAAGUACGAAAAUCCGAACGGCGACCAGACACAAGAAGACGUACAAAAUAGAACCUUGUCUUGGCCCACAUAUUCUUCCAGAGGUCCAUUUAGAUUUGCCGGUAUGGUUUUCUCUCAGCCUCGAUCUCAAGUUGAACUGGAUUAUUUUGGAGUAGUCUGUAACGCUUUUGACCAAAAUGAUUUCCGUGCAAAGUGAUGUAUGUAAAUCGGUGUAUAAUUUAUAUUAUGUGUUAUGUUUAAUACAGGAGUAGCUUAUUACCAAAGUUAAAUUAUUUCUAUUGUGUAAAUAAUGUCAUUAUUGUGUACACAAUGGGUUAUGACUGUUAUUGUCAUGCAAAGCAAACCGAUAAAGGAAAGUUAAGUUAGAGAAAAUUGAAAUCAAAUGAUCGUUUUUAUGUGAUUUGUGAAAAAAAAGAUGAAUAGAAAAUGUCAUUUAGUUAUCUUUCCUCGAGUCUUUAUAUACGGUAGAUCUACAUGUGCAUGUACUUAAUAAUUGAUAUGUAAAACAGAAAGAAAAGGAAAGAAAGCGAGGGAAGAAGUGAAAAGGGAGAUCGGAAGAGGGAUGUUCUGGUUGCAUUGGUUGUCCACUAAAUUGUUUCAAACCUUUACGAUUGUUUGAGUACCGUUCCGUCAGUAUAAUUCGAUAACUAAUUGAUAGAAUGAAACUUGAAUGAAUGUGUUCUAUGUCAAUAUGAGCUGCAGUGAUUCAUGAAAUUGUGAAACACAGGUAUGGCAAUCACAAGAAAGCGUAAACACGUAUACUUGUACGGCACGCAUACCGACCGCUGUUUGUCGUCUUGCCGACACAAGUGUAUUGUAUAGAAUGUGGUUUUGAUUGCAAUAACGACCUGUCGAUAGACAGUGAUGGUCGUUUUGUUGUUGGUCAGCAAGGCCAUGACCCCAAUAAGGGUAACGUGACAGGGUCAGACCAAUAUAUCCUGGGGCCAUCUACAUUGAGCACGCGCGUAGGAGUUUCAUUGACCAGUUAUGAUAUACCGUAUAUCAAUCUUUCCUGACAUUUGUUUUUCUUUUAUAUUUCAAUUCCUACUUAUGUAAGUCUCCUUAAAACUACCAAAUCUUGUCUGUUACGUCUGCCCAUAAAAUUGACCAGAUUAAUAUUUCCUGUGCGUAUGAAUACAUG